AUGUACUGGAUGAGCCGCAGCGACGAAAAGGACCCCGAUACCAGCGACUCUGACGCUAGCGACGAAGAUAUGUUUGAUGACAGUGAUGAAGAGGAUCCCGCCGAUACAGGCGAUGAGGAACUGGACGUCAGCGACAAGGGCAAGUCAAGCGUGCGAGAAGAAGAAACACGAGAGGAAGCCGAGUAA
Alternaria conjuncta is the source of this 186-nucleotide messenger RNA. RefSeq lists its product as uncharacterized. The coding region runs from base 1 to 186 and encodes 61 amino acids. The transcript has 2 exons. Lineage: Eukaryota; Fungi; Ascomycota; Dothideomycetes; Pleosporales; Pleosporaceae. The record is from RefSeq and is a predicted model, not a curated record.